UGACUGUCUGCGCCGUAUUAUCCUUUUUCCUUCCUUUCCAAAACACAGACGAAGAUGGCGGAAGAGCGACAGAACCUUUUGGACGAUGAAGGGGAUAUCGCGUCUUCAGGUCCCAGAAAUGAAAGCGGACCGGUUAAACCGAUGUCCGCGCUCUGUGACCCGAGACGGCUGCCUCACCGCAUUUUCGUCCUGCUUUUUAUGUGCUUUCUGGGAUUCGGAAGUUACUUCUGUUAUGAUAACCCCGCUGCUUUGCAGACUCAAGUCAUACAGGACAUGAAGCUCAACACGUCCAUGUUCAUGCAGCUCUAUGCCUGGUACUCCUGGCCCAACGUGGUGCUCUGUUUCCUGGGGGGCUUCCUGCUCGACAGGGUCUUUGGCAUCAGGCUAGGAACAAUAAUCUUCGCCCUGUUUGUCUGCGUUGGGCAGGUUAUAGUUGCUGUUGGGGCACUUCUAGAUCUAUUCUGGUUAAUGGAGAUUGGACGCUUUGUGUUUGGGAUUGGAGGUGAGUCUCUGGCUGUGGCCCAGAACACCUAUGCAGUGAACUGGUUCAAAGGGAAGGAACUCAACUUGGUGUUUGGUCUUCAGCUCAGCAUGGCCAGGCUGGGUAGCACGGUCAACAUGAACAUCAUGGGCUGGGUGUACAACCGUGUCGCUGACCUGGUCGGCUCGACAGGACACACCACUCUGGGAGUCUCGCUCAUGAUCGCUGGGGCGACAUGUAUAUUCUCUCUGGUCUGUGCUCUGGUGUUGGGCUACCUGGACAAGAGGGCCGAGAGGAUCCUCAACAAGGAACAGGGAGCGACCGGGGAAGUGAUCAAGCUGACGGAUGUGAAGGACUUCCCCUUCCCACUGUGGCUCAUCUUCAUCAUCUGUGUGGGCUACUACGUGGCCAUCUUCCCCUUCAUUGGACUGGGACAGGUUUUCUUCAUUGAAAAGUUCAACUUCUCACCUCAAGAAGCAAGAGCAAUUAACAGUAUUGUGUACAUCAUCUCAGCCCCAGCCUCUCCUUUGUUGGGCUUCAUGGUGGACAGGACAGGGAAGAACGUGAUCUGGGUGCUGUGUGCCGUCGUCACGACACUCAUAGCCCACAUGAUGCUCGCCUUCACCUUCUGGAACCCCUGGAUCGCCAUGUCCCUGUUGGGUUUGUCCUACUCCCUGCUGGCCUGUGCCCUGUGGCCCAUGGUGGCCUUCGUGGUGCCAGAGCAUCAGCUGGGGACCGCCUAUGGCUUCAUGCAGUCCAUCCAGAACCUGGGCCUGGCUCUGAUCUCCAUGGCAGCAGGAUCUAUUCUGGACAACAAGGGAUACCUCUUCCUGGAGGUCUUCUUCACCGCCUGUGUCUGCUUGGCGCUGAUCGCGGUAGUGAUGCUGUACUUUGUUGAUUAUCUACGAGGAGGAGAUCUGAACCUCUCAGCCUCUGCCAGGGCCAAACUCCUGAAGGACUCCAAUUCAGAGUGAGCGGUCACACAGUCCUGAGCCCUCUGUACCAGCUGGCUGCACGAACAUGACCACAGCUGUCAAUCACCUGCUAGGGGGCGUGUCUGCACUACUCACUUCUCCCACCUGCACACUGACCCAGCCUUGCAUUGUCACUGACCCCUCCCAGCAACAUACUGACCCAUCGCAGCUCAGAUGCUGACCCCUCUGCUCUGACAUCACAUACCAACGCCGUCGUCUCUCUGACUGCUCCCUCCAGUGGCUGUGUCAAGGGCUGGCUAAUGACUGAUUGGUGUUGUGUGCAUGCUUUGGAACCUCAAACCUCAGCACCAAUCAUACUUUAAUGUCAGUAGAGUGGGGCACCAGAAAGCACUUUAAACAGACUUGUGUUUUUAAAAGGUUUAUAAAUGUCUAGAACAAGACGCCAGGCUGAGUGACUUUUACUUCAGACAUGUAAAGUUAGAAUCGGCAUUGGGUUUAAUUCUUUAUAGCGCUGUUCCUUCAUUCAUUCCUUUCUUUGCUCUUGGCUGGUCAUAGAGGCUCGUAAAACGUUACACUGUCACACCAUCAAGCCUUUAUCACUUGUCAAAGUGAUACAGGAAUUUUAAAGGGAAACAUUUUAUAUUUCAAUUCACCCAAUGUACAAAAAUAACACCAAAUUUUGAAAGCAGCAGUUUUACAUUGUCCUUUGAGAAAAUGACCUGGCUUAUGUGUAUGAAGGAGGACUUUUAACAAUACUAUAACAUUGGCAAUUGGGUGGAAACCCUCUGCUGUACAACUGAAUGAAAGGAUACAUACUUUGUUUUGUUGAUGUUUAUUGAUCAAUCUCAGGAAAUUGCCAAGAGAUACUUUCAUAUGUUGAAAACCACUAAAUCAAAUGAUCAUUCUAAUGACAAAAUCACUUUUGAUAGUUUUUCUAUUGUAAUGAAGGAUCGCUUCAGUCUUUAAUCCUGAGUCAGUUUUCUGCAGGACAACCUGAGCUUGAACCAAGUGGCCUGUCGUAGCAUUGUAUUAGGUCAAAUUAUUGUGGUAGAGGAAGCCUAUCCAUAUACCAUUUGAAGGUGUGAAGGCUGUUUGUUUGUCUUAGCUGCAGAAUAGUCUCUGUGUAAAUUUCACUAAGAGUGCUGUCUGUUUUGAGUUGAACUAACAAAUGUCUAACAACUCUAAAUAACAUGUUCUAUUGCCUAGAACUGCCUAGAGCACGGGGCUCCAACCCUGUUCCUGGAGAACAACCCUCCUGUAGGUUUUCACUCCAACCCCAGUUGUAACUAACCUGGUUCAGCUUAUCAACCAGCUAAUCGUUAGAAUCGGCUGUGCUGUAUUAGGGUUGGAGUGAACCUACAGGACGGUAGUGCUUCAGGAACAGGGUUAGAGCCCCUUGGCCUCGAGGUACCAUGUGUAGUCAUACAUUUAAUAAUAUACUUGUCGUAAUUUUAAAUCGCCACAGAAUAUUACACAUUUAAUGACAAUUUGGUUAAAAAAAUAACUAAAACAAGCGGAUGUUCUUGUUACAUAGCUGAUGUUCACUGUGGUUGUUAAAUAACAUCAGGCCAUUGUGUCCUUGCCAGAUCUGAUUGUCAUUCUGUCUGAUCAAAUUGACUUUUAUAUACAACAGUAUUGUCUCAGGACGGCAAAUAAAAGUUUGUAAAAACAGA
Messenger RNA from Oncorhynchus mykiss (rainbow trout), 3089 nucleotides. RefSeq names its product lysosomal dipeptide transporter MFSD1. The record is from RefSeq and is a predicted model, not a curated record. Gene Ontology annotation, biological process: transmembrane transport. Gene Ontology annotation, cellular component: lysosome. NCBI's taxonomy places the organism in Eukaryota, Metazoa, Chordata, Actinopteri, Salmoniformes, Salmonidae. Gene Ontology annotation, molecular function: transmembrane transporter activity.